Molecule: messenger RNA, 2974 nt
Organism: Linum trigynum
Lineage: Eukaryota; Viridiplantae; Streptophyta; Magnoliopsida; Malpighiales; Linaceae
Source: the annotation of a GenBank genome assembly
UGAGCCGCAACCCAAAGCUUCGUGCAUAUUGCUUACGUGGAAUCUACGUGUGGUCUGACUCGAGCCCGGGAAAAAAAAAAUCCACGUCAAGAAACAUCCCGCCACGGCGCCACCACCUAAAAUUAGCAUUCAUUUCAAAUUUUUUCCUUGGAGUUGGGGAAGCUAAGCAGCUGCGGGCAUGCAUGUUACAAGUUGGUCAUAUACGUGUAUCAUUUUUAUUAUGAUUAUCCCACAGGGCCAAAUCCAUAAUCCACAGUUGCGGCAAUUUAUUAGGCAAUGAAAGUGAGCUAGGUAUUCAAUGUAAAACCUACAAUUGGCCAGUUGGUAGCAGUAGUACUUCCGCUGGUUGCAAUAUUAACACCAUCGGGCAACGACCGGCGGGCCGGGGGAAGAAGAAGAGAGUAGCAGUGCGCAUAAAUUGCAUGUGUGUUGCUACAAGAAUCGACCGGUGUUUGGAAGAGCUUUUAAUUAAAGAGAGCUUUCUGUACUCUGGAGCUUUUAAUGGUUCAUCAGCUAACUAAAUAAUAUACCGACAUGGGAAUGAAUACGUGGCAUUCUGUACAUUACUUCCUAUGGCUUUCACCGACUGCGGAGUCACACAGUUCCUAUGCCUUCAUUAUAAUUUAUACGUAUGUAUGUACGUAGUUUGCGGUACUCUGCAGUCUCCAUUUUCUCCGGCAAGACAAUUGCCAGUGCAUAUUAUUAUUGCACGGACAACCCAUAUCCGACCAAACCUAAAUAAUGCAAUUUGCCAUCUCACAUUGCAUUACGUUACGUCCUCACUCCUCUCUUGCAUUCAAAUAACUCGUGACGAGGACGGAACAAUGGGUCCUCUCUCUAUCAAUGCUUGUCUAUGUUGGUGGUCGAUCGGACGAAACUUAAAAAGAAGUUAUUGCUUGUUAUGGUCCUGGUGAUAAAUUUAUUUACAUGUUUAGGAAAACUGGGUUGGGGAUAAAUGAUGAGUUUCGUUUCUAGUUAACUCAGAAAUUUAGCCGUUAUACUCCUAAUUAGUUUAUGAACUCGGUUUAUUUUCAUGCCUUUAUCGAAUUUUUGACUUGCCAAUGGAAUUCAUAUAUUGAUGCUCCCAACCUUCUAUUAUCAAUAAAAUUCUUAUGUCUAUUAUUUUUAAAAUCCCACCUUAACUUCUCAAAUUUACUUAUAGAAAAAUUAUUAUGUAGUACUCUCGAUAUGUAAUCCAUAUAAAUUAUGGAAUUUAUGCGCGUCGUAUGCAAGUAGUCUGUGAAGAAUUGGGCCUCCUUUUGAGAAGCCCGAACGGAAAUCACAAGGCUCCGUCCCAACUCUCAACAAAACCCGUUCCCGCGACUGGGCCUCUUUGAGAAGCCCGGACCAACUCUCUUCAGCAAAAAUGUAAACCGCUUAACCAACUUUCUGGGCUCUCCUUCAUGAACUGGGCCCUCUCAAGGUCCUUAGGUGGGCCGAAUAUACGACGAAGAUGCGUAGAAGCCCACAGUACGUAUGUUCUGGGCUAACCCAGUCAGACACCGCGGCGCAGGAAAGAAAUCGCAGACUCAGCGCGUGGCUUCACUUCCCACCUAAAAGCAAUUCCAAUUUCCCUUUCGAGCCGUGGAAAUACAGAGGCGGUGACGCACGAGACCAGAACUCGCUAGGCUAGAGAGAUUAUUAAACAAAAAGAAAGUAAAAAGCGUUAAAUUAAACCCCCCCUUUUUUUUUUCUUGCACGACAAGGGUUUAUCUUUGUCAGUCCAAAGAAGAAGAAGCAGCGGCAGGCGAACGAUGGAGAAGGCAGUGGCGGUCUGCGGCCAAGAAGCGUUGGAUCUGCUCAACUGCGUCGCUGAAUCUCCUUACGAUCAGGACAAAUGCCUCCGCCUCUUGCAGGCCUUGCGAGAUUGUGCUGUGAAGCAGGUAAACCAAACAAACAAGCAUCGCUUCGAUUUUGCCCCAUUUGUUCGCUCGUUUCUCUUCCCUCGUUGUUGUUGGCGCCUGGAAUUUGGGUUCUCUUCUCUGCUACUUUCCAGACUUUUCUAACUUGUGGGUAGCCGAUUUGUAUAGUUGAAAAGGAGAGCAUUAGGAGUCAGGAGAAGAAUGUCGUCAAUCUCUGAUUAGGAUUAGGGGGCUAUUUUGACUCUUGAUCAGAUUUCUUUUUUUCGGAAGCUCCAUUUCUUAGGCUUAAGGAGAAUGGAUUGAUUGCCAAUUGGCAGCAGUAGUGACGAGUCUACCCCCUCUGCUUCUCUGAUCGUGGGAUUUUGGAUUAAGAGAUUGAUUGUUCUUUAAGCUUUGAACAGGGCGGCUACUAAUAGAUUUGAUGAAAAACUGUGUUUCUGGGAAGUUCGGCCAUUUGGUGUUCUGAUAAUUGAUGAGCUAGCUCACUUGAAUUGAAUGGUGUGAAUGGAAUUUUAAGCAUUUUAGCAUAACCUUCCAUAUGGCUUGGUACAUUGCUAAAUGGCAUUGUUUUAGUAUUGUUUUUCUCAUGUAGUGUUUCCAUUUGUAUGUUUCUGAUAUUGGUAUAUAUGCCAUUGUUCAUCUGCAGAAUGUGAAGAAGUUCUCCCUAGCAAACGAGGCCAAGAAUGAAGCUGAGGUAUCGCCUAAGAAAGGUUGACAGUUCACUCUCGCGGCGCUCGUGGGAUCGAUCUUUCUCUAUAGGCUGUGUCAAGUUCAAGUCUUGAAAUUUAGUGUUUCACUAGGCUGUGUCAAGCUCAUGUCAUUAAAUUUUGUGUUUCACUAGCUAGUCACUAGAUGAGUUUUAGAUGCCUGAAGAAUCCUAGUUUCUGAUUACGAAAUUCGGUGUUGUCUGCAUCUGUAUCAAACCUCACUUCCAUUGUUUACUCUAUUGUUGUUCCUCACACGAGGAUGUAAAACUUCUACAGAUGAUUUUAUGAUGCCCAGCUGAUGAAUAUGAAUGACCCUUCAUGGUGUUCUUUUAAUGUUCCUAUCUACAUUGUCAUCCAAAUGCCAGAUAGUUUCUGUUUCUUAGCAAAUGAAACCAUAGAUGUUGC